UAUUUUCCGGUACAGAUUGCGGUCACUCCCCACACAAUUGGUUAUCGAAAGCCAGAUGUUUGAUGAGUCCAAUAUUUCGGAAUUGGUGUUUUCAUAAAAACUAGACAAUGGGCAUGGGUGGUGAUGAAGUUGGCUCAAUUGAGAAACUGGAAAGACACUUGGCACUGCUAAAAGUGGAAUACACAAAAUUGCAGCGCAAUUAUGUGGAAUUAGAAAGGAAAUACAAUGAAAUUGUUGCAUCAACAGAAGGUGAAUCUGCUGAAUUCAGUAGUUUUGUGUCGCGGCUGGCAUUAACGGCUUCCUCCCUGUAUGGACGAUCGAUGUAUUCGGACAUAAAUAUAAAAACCAAUGCAAACGGAACACUUAUGCCUGCACAUAAAUUUGUUUUGCAUGCCCGAUCCGAAAAAUGGCAAAAUGAAGUUUUGGCCAGCACCAAUUUAAUGGAUUGGAGUGACUUAGAAGAAGAUAUUGCAACGGCCCUUUUGCGUUGGAUUUAUACAGAUGUUGUAGACUUACAACACGAUCGUUUAACACUUGGACUCCUAAAGGUGGCUCAUCAGUUUUCAUUGCCUGCCCUACUCGGAUUGUGUGAAAGAGCAUUAGUUGCGUCCGUCGGUGUUCGGUCAUGUGUCCGCUUUUAUUGUGUGGCAGAAGAAGUUGGCGCUACGGCGCUAUUGGAAUACUGUUCGGGAAUUAUAUCAACCCAUUGGGACGAUUUAACACCGCAGGACUUUGAGUAUAUGUCAGGACCUCUUCUUUUUAAGAUGCUUAAAAGUAAAACGAAGCAUCCCCUACAUGCGGCAAUUCGUCUUUUGAGAGAAGAUGUUGUUUUCCUCUGCCUUGUUGAAAAUGAUACUGCGCUACCGAAACUGGUCAAUAGCUUAUCAGAAAAUGGCCAGUUGCCAUUGCAAAUGGCGUUAUCUUUAAAAAAUAUUCAAAUAGCUCAGACACUUGUGAAGAACGGAUGUGCUAACGUAAACGCUUACGAUGCUAAUGGAUCAACACUUCUAAUAGAUGCCGUUAAGAAAAGCGAUAAUUUUGCUGCUGAUUUUCUUUUAAGCCAAAAUUGCAUUGUUGAUAAUUUAUCCAGAUCUUCGUCUGAUACUGCACUUCAUAUUAUAUGUAGUUACGGGCGAAGCAAUUGCGAUCAGAAUGACUUUUCUCAAAUGUUAGAUAUUGGACGUAAAAUUUUACAAUGCAACCCCAACGUUAACAUUCAAAAUAUUCAAGGUCAAACCCCUUUGCACAUUGCGAUCAUUUCUCAAAAUUUGGAUAUGGUGAAUUUAUUGUUGGAUGUGCCUGGUAUUGACGUUAACCUACGCACUACGGAGGAAAAGUGUCCUCUUGAAUUAAGCUUGAACUUAUUUGAAAAAGAAGGCUCUGGCAUAGCUUCAAAGCUUUUACAGAUGGGUGCUCAACCAAAUCCAUUAAAAGCCGAAACAAAUGACAGUCUUUUGCAAACGCUUAUCUUUCAAGGAAGUACAUUUGAAAAUGCUGCUGUAUUUUUAGCAGACUUUGCUACCGUAGACCAUAUAAAUAAUAACGGGAUGACUGCUCUGCAUCUAGCUGCUAAACAUAACAUGCCAAUUCUAGUAACAAAAUUGUUGCAUAUGGGCGCAUCGGCAAACAUUCAAUCCAGCAAAGCGGAUAUGAAAUCUCCACUGCAUGUAGCUGUAGAGGCGAGCGCUCUAGAAGUUAUUAAAGUAUUUUCAAAUUUUCGAAAAGAUGGAGCAUCACCUUUAGAUUACAACUGCAAGGACUCUAAUGGCGAUUCGCCUCUUAGUCUAUGCUUGGCAUUAAAUCAAAUGGAACUAGCAUCACUUCUUAUCGCCGGGGGUGCUGAUGUCAACGCAAGGAACGACUGUGAAUUAACUUUGUUUCAUCAAUGUAUACUAAAUGGUAACGACGAGAAAGCAAUUUUCUUGCUUGAACAAGGAGCUGAUAUAAAUGCACUCACAGGUGAACAGAAGUCAGGUUUGCAAUUAUCUAUUGACAAUCAUUUACCUAAAGUGGUAGACAUGCUUUGUACAAAAGGAGUUGAUCUUGGUGUAUUUGAUAAAAAUGGCGAUUCUCCAUUGUGGACAUCCUUGGAAUUAGGCUUUGAAGAUGUGGCACAGAUUCUGAUACGUCAUGGAAUUGACACAGAUUGCUGGAGUCAAGGUCCUGAAGGCUGUCAGCAAACACUUCUUCACCGUGCAAUUGAUGAAAAUAAGGAAAGCAUUGCAAUGUUCUUGGUUCAAAAUCAAUGCGAUUUAGACUCACCCCGACAACUUGGGCCCAACGGAGUGGGCAGUGACGAGGCUCGGGACAAAGCUUCGCCAUUGCAUCUCUGUUGUCAAUGGGGCUUAUCAAAGGUGGUUCAAGCAUUAAUUGAUCAUGGCGCUAAUGUGAAUUCCUUGGAUAUCGAUAACAAAUCACCAGUCCACAUAGCUAUUGAAAAUCAACACGAGGAAAUUAUAAAUAUUCUUCUUUGCCACCCUGGAAUUGACUUAAAGGUACGCGAUAAGCUCGGACUUACACCUUUUGCGACCUCUUUAGCUAUUCGGAACCAUAAAGCUGCACAGCGAAUACUGGAACGUCUUCCAAAUGCAGCAGAAAUAAUGGAUCAGCGAGGACGAAAUUUUUUACAUGUUGCCAUACUAAAAGAUGAUCUGGAAAGCGUUUUGUUCUUAUUAGCCAUAAUGGUUGAUGUCAACUCUCGUGUACAUGAUGCAUACCAAUCGACUCCAUUACAUCUGGCAGCUGCAUCUAAAAAUGAAAUGAUUAUUAGAAACUUAAUAUUAGCUGGAGCACGAAUCAACGAACGUGAUGCUGUCCAAAAAAUGCCUCUUCAUAUUGCAAUUGAGAGAGGCAACAUUUCAGCAGUGUCGGCGAUGAUACAAAAUAAUGCUGACUUUGAUGCAACUGAUGCUGAUGGUAAUAACGCUCUACAUCUUGCAGUGCACGGAGGUCAAUUAGCGAUAGUUCGUGAACUUUUAACGGAAUCCCGUGUAAACGCUGAAGCAAUUAAUGCUAAGGGCCGUAAUCCUCUGCACGAAUUAUGUAGGCUGGGAGAAGAUAACACCGGAGCUGCAAUUUGUGAACUAUUUCUGGAAUGUAUGCCCAAAUUUCCAAUUAAUGUUCCUGAUAUGGAUGGAAACACUCCCCUACUACUUGCUUACAUGAGAGGUCAGUCACCGCUCUGCAAGGUGCUGGUAAAAGUUGGUGCCUGUCUUGGUGCUCAAAAUCGCGAAGGAAUCAGUAUUUUCAAUUUUAAACUUGCCACGGAUCAAUUGCUAAGCAAAUUGCUAGAUCAAUUGCCAAAGGAGUCACCAUGGUCAGAAUCUGAGUUGUGCCAAGAGUGUGGUUCGAAAUUUUCACUUACCAUGAGGAAACACCAUUGUCGACAUUGUGGGCGAGUUCUCUGUUCCAAAUGUUCAAAUAAUGAUGUACCUAUUCUUAAAUUUGGCAUAAAUAAACCGGUACGAGUAUGCCACAUUUGCUUUGAUGUUAUUCAAGGGGGGAGUUGAAUCGAUUGGCAAUUCUUUUGUUAACUUUUUUUGAUGUCUUUUUUUUGUAGAAAUCAAUACUGGACUCUAUGCAAUGAAAUAUAGAUACAUAUGUACGUAAGUAGGUAUGUGUGUUAUGCAUUCAACAAUCCUGAUGAACAAAAUAUAUACAAAUACAUACGAUGAAAUGUUAGUGUACUUUUACAUAUAUUUUUUAACUAUGAUACUAGUGUAAAAUGAAUUAAAUAAAAUAAUAAAACCAUAAGCAUAUAUUAA
Molecule: messenger RNA, 3764 nt
Organism: Drosophila nasuta
Lineage: Eukaryota; Metazoa; Arthropoda; Insecta; Diptera; Drosophilidae
Product: rabankyrin-5
Exons: 8
Coding region: 108-3509 (1133 amino acids)
Molecular function (GO): metal ion binding; protein binding
Source: RefSeq, a predicted model, not a curated record